AAGGAAGGUGAAUUGCCCGUAUCGAAGAGGAAAUGGCAGGCAGGAGAGAAGAUAAUGUUCACGCUGGUGUCCGUACCGCACGGGAAUGACAUUGCAUCACUCUUUGAGCUGGAUGCCACAACUCUGCAGCGAGCUGACUGCUUGGUGCCCAGGAACUCUUACGUCAGACUGCGCCAUCUUUGUACGAACACUUGGGUGACCAGUACCAGUAUUCCCAUUGACACGGAUGAGGAAAGACCUGUUAUGCUGAAGAUCGGAACGUGUCAAACAAAGGAAGAUAAGGAAGCUUUUGCCAUCAUCUCUGUUCCACUGUCUGAGGUUCGGGACUUGGAUUUUGCCAAUGAUGCCAACAAAGUUUUAGCCUCCACAGUCAAGAAGUUGGAGUAUGGAACCAUCACUCAAAAUGAGCGAAGGUUUGUAACCAAACUUUUGGAAGAUCUGAUAUUUUUUGUUGCUGGAGUCCCAAACAAUGGACAGGAAGUGCUGGAUGUAGUCGUCACCAAACCCAACCGAGAAAGGCAAAAGUUAAUGAGGGAGCAGAAUAUUUUAGCUCAGAUUUUUGGCAUCUUGAAGGCACCAUUCAAAGACAAAGCUGGUGAAGGCUCCAUGCUGCGUCUUGAAGAUCUGGGAGAUCAGAGAUAUGCCCCUUACAAGUACAUCCUGCGACUUUGCUACCGUGUCCUGAGGCACUCUCAGCAAGACUACCGGAAGAACCAGGAAUAUAUUGCCAAGCAUUUCUGCAUCAUGCAGUCACAGAUUGGAUACGACAUCCUGGCAGAAGACACCAUCACUGCUCUCUUACACAACAACCGCAAACUGCUGGAGAAAACACAUCACUGCCAAGGAGAUUGAGACCUUCGUGAAUUUAUUGAGACGGAACCGAGAGCCGAGAUUCCUUGAUUAUUUGUCAGAUCUGUGUGUAUCAAACACAACUGCCAUACCUGUAACUCAGGAACUGAUCUGUAAAUUCAUGUUAAGCCCAGGA
This is a messenger RNA of Staurois parvus, 985 nucleotides long. NCBI's taxonomy places the organism in Eukaryota, Metazoa, Chordata, Amphibia, Anura, Ranidae. The record is from the annotation of a GenBank genome assembly.